AUGUGUCGCGCGAACCUGGCGCCACAGCGGGCCUCAUCCACUUUCCGCCAGACCCCUCGCCCAUUGACAUGGCUGCAAAAGACAAACGAAAGUCUGCACCAGCCCGUUUCGAGCUCAUUGGCGACAUGUGAAGCCCUGGCGUGUCGGCCGGGGACCACAUCUCCACCACAAUCUGCCGUGCUCGCAAUUCCCAUAGUCAUGGCCUCGCCAACUCAAUACAAGUCAUCCCAGACUAUCAGUAUGCACAUCCAACAGGACAGCGCCGUGCACUUGCACGACGCCUCGCAAUCCUCACACUCGCAAUCCUCACACUCGCAAUCAGGCCCCACACCUCAAAAUACGUCGCUCAAUUCCGAGCCCUCGUCGUUGGAGAGUGAGCAGGACCAAGGCUUUUCGUCCGACUCGGGCUUUGACAGCGGGAGCCUUCUCGGUGAUGAAACCGACUCGCUGGCCUCGUCAAUCCUCAACCACCGCAUGGAGAAUGGGCGACAGUACCAUGCCUACCGAGACGGGUCCUACUGGGGACCCAACGAUGAGCUGGCCAAGGAGAUAUUGGACUUUGCCCACCACAUGUAUCUCUUGACUCUCGACCAGAAGCUGCAUCUUGCACCUUUGCAGAAUCCACAGACAAUUCUGGACUGCGGCACGGGGACUGGCAUCUGGGCCAUUGACAUGGCUGACCAGUACCCAUCUGCGAUCGUUACCGGCACCGACCUCUCUCCAAUACAACCAGAGUGGGUGCCUCCCAACUGCCAUUUCGAGAUCGACGACGUGUCUCAGGACUGGACAUUUCCGCCCAACCACUUCGACUUCAUACAUAUCCGCGAGCUUUUCGGUUGCAUUCCAGAUUGGGACUUCUUCUUUGCACAAGCAUAUCAACACACCAAACCCGGAGGCUGGAUCGAGAUUGUCGAGCAUUCUGUAUGUCCUAUAGCCGAUGACGAAAGCAUGGGACCGGACCAUUUCUAUCACACGUGGGGCAAGGUUGUGGUCGAGAUGGGUGACAGAUUCGGCAAGACUUUUACCAUCUGGGAGGAGAGCGCCGAGCGACUGAGAAGAGCUGGGUUUGUCGACGUUACCGUAGUCGAUUACAAGUGGCCUAUGAACGGCUGGCCGACUGAUAAAAGAUUGAAGAACAUUGGAAGAUGGAAUCAACUGAGAUUGAUGGAUGGUGUGGAAGGCUUCAUGCUGCGAUUACUGACACAAGUUGGCGGGUGGUCCAUUGCACGGGCACAGUUACAUUUAGCGCAGAUGCGCAAAGAGCUGAAAAGCUACAGGGCCCAUGCAUAUCUUCCAGGAACCGUCGUCUAUGCUCGAAAGCCAUUCGUGACACGGUGACAUGAUCAACAAGUGCGAUUAAUCCGAUACCUGCCGUCAUAGUCUUGUUGAAAUCGUACACCACAGGCCCGUGACGCUUCAUCCUCCGACCUCCAUGAUGAGCUCAGAAAGAGGACGUGCCAGUACGAUGCAAAGCAGUACAAGAACGCUCCAGCAGCCUGUUGAACAUGGCCUACGCACCUUGUCUAACUUGGUGGCAGAGACAUCAGCCGAAAGCUUAUAUACGUAGGAUGGCUACUCCUGGUGAAUGUUGCCCAAAGUACAAAUCAAUUCCCGAAUACCAUCGUGUUGAUUAAACUGCGCCUGGGUGGUUUGUUAUUGCACAUUGAAGGUCCGUAGCACUAGGAGAAUGGACAGCAGUCUGAACACCA
Pyrenophora tritici-repentis Pt-1C-BFP is the source of this 1709-nucleotide messenger RNA. RefSeq names its product Methyltransf-23 multi-domain protein. Lineage: Eukaryota; Fungi; Ascomycota; Dothideomycetes; Pleosporales; Pleosporaceae. The record is from RefSeq and is a predicted model, not a curated record. Gene Ontology annotation, molecular function: methyltransferase activity.